AUGAAUCUCGUUCAACCAACACCCGAUAUGCGCGUUUUCAUUCGCCAAGAGCUUCGUGAACCAGAAAAUCCUGAAGCCAUUGAAAAGGAUGUGGCUGCCAUUCGUGAAUGGUUGGAACUUCAACCACAUUUGCCAAAAGAUAUGGACGAUGCACGUCUUCGCACAUUUUUGCGUGGCUGCAAAUUCAGUUUGGAAAAGGUGAAGAAGAAGUUGGACAUGUACUAUACCAUGCGUAAUGCUGUCCCAGAGUUUUUUGCCAAUCGUGAUGUCGAUCGUCCUGAGUUGACUGAAAUUUUCAAAGUUGUGCAAGGUCCAAUUCUACCAGGUUUGACUCCAAACGGUCGUCGUGUAUGUGUUUUGCGUGGUGUUAGCAAAGAUAUGGCGACACCAAACAUUAAUGACUGCAUGAAAUUAGUUUUAAUGGCUGGCGAUAUUCGUUUGAAGGAAGAACAAGUUGGUGUUGCCGGUGAUGUUUACAUUUUGGACGCAUCUGUUGCUACGCCCGGACAUUUUUCAAAAGUUUCACCAGCCAUGGUUAAGAAGUUCUUGAUCUGUGUCCAAGAAGCUUAUCCAGUUAAAUUGAAGGAGGUGCAUAUUGUGAAUGUAUCACCGAUCGUUGAUACCAUCAUCAACUUUGUGCGUCCAUUCUUGAAGGAGAAGAUUCGUCAGCGUAUUCAUUUCCACAGCACCUUGGAUUCGUUAUACAAAUUCGUGCCCCAAAAGAUGUUACCAAAAGAAUACGGCGGUGAUGCUGGUACUGUAGAAGAAUUGACUGAACAAUGGCGCCUAAAACUCCGUGAAUACACUCCAUGGUUCAAGGAGCAAGAAGAUAAAAAAGCAAACGAAGCAUUGCGACCGGGAUCACCAAAGACUGCCGACGAUUUGUUUGGCAUGGACGGAACUUUCCGUAAAUUGACCAUCGACUAGAAACAAAAUCACCACUGCCGACUACUUCACACAUUCUUUUGAAUGAAUUAGAAAUUUAAAUUUUCGUUUCAAUUCAACACAAUUGCAAUUCAAUCAUUCGCGAUCAUGGUUUUAUUUAAAUUUUUUAUUAGUUUUAUCAUUUAUUUUAUUUUAAUGGCUAAAUUGUUUUUAAUUCUUACACUAUCUCCUCCUAUCCCUCUAUGCUGUCUUCUGUUCUACUGGCUAAACCAAAAAAAAAUCUAAACUUCUUUUCCAUUUCCAAUAAUAUACAGAGUGUAUUUCUCUGUGCAACACGAAGAAAUACCAUAAAAAAUGGCACAUCUGUCGCCAAUUUAAUAGCUCACCGUUUGUUAGAAUUUUAUUGUAAUUUAUCGUUUCAAGUGAUUUACCAAUGCAAUCACCAUAAAACGCACCAAAAAAAGAAACAAAUGAAAUACCAAAAGGCACAAUCAAAAUGAGACCAUUAGAUAAAGAAACCCGUUCGACUUCUCUCUUUUCAUUGUUUUAUGAUUUCUCUUUUGUUUAUGUCAAUAUUUAAUUGUUUAGUUUUUAGCGGUGAUUUAAUUAUUUGUUAGCACCAUUUGCACAACUCUCACAAAUAAAACAAAAAAAAAAUCGAUAAAAAAAAUAAAAUUUGCUAAAAAAAAAA
Molecule: messenger RNA, 1576 nt
Organism: Contarinia nasturtii (swede midge)
Lineage: Eukaryota; Metazoa; Arthropoda; Insecta; Diptera; Cecidomyiidae
Product: alpha-tocopherol transfer protein-like
Exons: 5
Coding region: 1-927 (308 amino acids)
Cellular component (GO): membrane
Molecular function (GO): phosphatidylinositol bisphosphate binding
Source: RefSeq, a predicted model, not a curated record